AUUUGAGCCAAUCAAUUGAAACGAGUGUUAAUUUCCAUACAAUCAGGCCAUAGUUGAGAUUAGACGAUGCCACUCGACAAUUUGUAGCCGCUCAUAGUGCAAAUUAAAAGACCCCUCUUCCCACCCCCAACUUAGGUUCUUCUUCUCAAGUAAACUUAUUUAAAAAAAAGACGUAAAGAACCUCAAUCCAAGUUAACAUUAAUUCAUCUUCAUCUCUUUGUUUUGUGGCAUAAAGAAAGAGCAAGAAGCGGGUGAACAAUAUGGAUUGCCCAGAAAUUUCAUGGCUCUCUGAAAUGGGGAUAGACAAUUCUUUGUGGAGAGAGCAAAGCGAUUUUAUGUUGGACAAUCCCUUAGACGAGGAGAUAGCAGCUGUUCUUGGGCAUGACCUGGACAUGAUGUCAUCCACUUCCUCCACACUCAUCAACACACUCCCUAGCACAAACUCCAUAUCCUCCCUCUACACAGACAAUUUUCAAUACUCUCCUCCUCAGCCUCCUCCUCCUUUUCGUCAUAAUAAUAAUAAUAAUAAUAAUAAUAAUAAUAAUAAUAAUAAUAAUACUGGUGAGCAACAACGGCCAGCGAAGCUCCAAAAGGGUAACAAAUUGUCAUCAGUUGACCGUGCAGCGGCGGCUCCAAUAAUUCUCAACUUUGACAAGAAUUCGUGUCCCACAAAGACACAGACGCAGACUCAGACUCAGGCAUGUGAGGAAGAGGAAGUGGAAGAGGCUACGGUUGUAACAACCAGGAAAAAAACAGGUGGAAGGGUGAGGCCGCCUUCGCAGACAUAUGAUCACAUUAUUGCCGAGAGGAAGAGGCGCGAACAGCUCAGUCAGCGCUUUGUGGCUCUCUCCACCAUAGUGCCCGGCCUCAAGAAGAUGGACAAAACAUCAGUUUUGGGGGACGCCAUAAACUACUUAAAACACCUCCAAGAAAGGGUGAAGACAUUGGAAGAGCAAGCGAGCAGGCAAACAAUGGAGUCCGUUGUGCUCGUCAGGAAAUCGCAGAUAGCAGACGAGGGCUCGUCUGAUGACACUUCGGCCGAGCUCCCGCUGCCCGAAAUCGAGGCCAGAGCCUCCAAUAAUCACCUACUCAUCAGGGUCCACUGCCAAAAACACAAGGGCAUUUUGGUAAAUCUGCUCACAAAUAUCGAGAUGCUCAACAUGGUUGUCAUCAACACCAAUGUCACGCCCUUUGGAAAUUUCGCCCUUGACAUUACAAUUGUUGCUGAGAUGGAGAAAGAGUUCAACUUGUCAAUGAAACAAGUAGUGAAGAGGCUUCGUGCAGCUCUCAAGCAGCUUAAUCCAUAAUUUAUACAAAGAAAAUGUUGAAGGGGUGUGUGUGCCGAAUAAGAGGAUCAAAAGCGCUAACCAUAUAUAUAUAUAUACACAUGCAUAAAUGUCAUCUAUUUUACGUUGAGUUGGCAAAGAAACAACAAAGUGACAUUUGGGUUAUGUAAUAAUUUAUUAGUUGUUAUACUUAGUUGGAUGAUAUGAAAUGGGAGGCAUAAUAUGUUAAUCAUUAUGGGUGUAUGCAAGUAAUAAUAAUGUCAUGGAGUUUUCAUUGUGAAUAUUGGUCUUUCGGCCGGUUGAUUCUUUUAGAUAAGCUUAAUCGUUCCCAAUUCUUACUUCAUUGAAUACAUAUUGGC
Messenger RNA from Striga asiatica, 1645 nucleotides. The record is from the annotation of a GenBank genome assembly. Lineage: Eukaryota; Viridiplantae; Streptophyta; Magnoliopsida; Lamiales; Orobanchaceae.